Molecule: messenger RNA, 1923 nt
Organism: Zophobas morio
Lineage: Eukaryota; Metazoa; Arthropoda; Insecta; Coleoptera; Tenebrionidae
Gene: Art3
Product: protein arginine N-methyltransferase 1
Exons: 8
Coding region: 239-1807 (522 amino acids)
Biological process (GO): peptidyl-arginine methylation
Cellular component (GO): nucleus
Molecular function (GO): protein-arginine N-methyltransferase activity
Source: RefSeq, a predicted model, not a curated record
AGAAGGCGCAGUUGUGGUUUGCUCUUCGCCGAUUUAAUCAAUAAUUUCAAUUUACAAUCAUUAAAAACAGUUUAAAGCAUUAUUUUCGUAGACUGAUCUAAGAUGAACAAAUUGUGAUAAAUAGUUGUGAGAAAUUUAUAGUAAAAGUAUCUAAUGCGAAGUUAUAACCUAAUUUUCUAAAAUAGCACGUGUUUUUGUUUGUAAACGAAGUUGAAGCAUUUUUAACAAAGAGAAAAACAUGGAUGACGACGACCUACCACCUUUAGAAGAUAAUCUCGCACCUCCUCAUGGCUAUAACGACAAUGAAGAUUCUGAUGAAUGGGAUGAGAUGGAAGUCACGGGAGAGCAAACCACAUGUCUUUUUUGUCCUCUGCAGUUUCUUACUAUAGCCGUAGCCUUAGAUCACUGCCGAACUGAGCACAACUUUGAUCUCCUCGAACUGAAAAAUAAAUAUAAUAUGGAUUGUUAUUCGUACAUUAAGAUGAUCAAUUAUAUUCGAAUGCAAAAACCAGAUCCUAAAAUUUUAACAGAGUCGUCUGUUGCUUUGUGGGAUGAUGAUGCCUAUCUGAAGACUGGAGACAUGGAAUCUUGGUUGAUGUAUGAUUUUGAUGAUUUGGGAAGUGCUCCAUCUACCCCACAUUACGCUAUUGACGGCAAGACCCCUAUCAGUAAUCUGAAUUUUUCAGAUUUGCAACGACAAAUCCAAGAAUUAACUUUACAAUUAAAGCACAAAGAAAGUUUGUUAGAAAAUGCUAUAAAAGAUAUUGGGAAAAUGAAAGAAGUGACCAGAACUAUAGUAGAAGGUGGGGAUGCAGCAAUAAAAAAUUCAUUACCUUCAAUUGUGGGUCAUCUACCUCUGGGCUGUGAUAGUGACUAUUUCAAUUCAUAUUCACAUUUUGCUAUCCAUCAUGAUAUGUUGAAUGAUACAGUGAGAACUGAAAGUUACAGGGAUGCUAUACUCAAAAAUGAAGAUUUAUUUAAAGGGAAAAUUAUUUUAGAUGUGGGUUGUGGCACAGGUAUACUUUCUAUGUUCUCAGCUAAAGCUGGGGCUUCCAAAAUUUAUGGAAUUGAUCAAUCAGAAGUUGUAUAUAAAGCAAUGGAUAUUACAAGAGAGAAUAAUUAUUAUGAGACAAUCCAUUUAAUAAAGGGUAGAAUUGAAGACACAAAUUUACCUGUAGAAAAAGUUGAUAUAAUUGUGUCUGAAUGGAUGGGAUAUUUCUUACUCUUUGAAGGCAUGUUAGAUAGUUUUGUCUAUGCAAGGGACCAUUAUUUAAGUCCUGGAGGAUUAAUCUUACCAAACAAAUGUGUUCUGUAUUUGGUUGGUUGCGCAGACACAGAACGCUAUAACAAACUGAUUAAUUUUUGGGAUGAUGUUUAUGGUUUUUCAAUGAAAUGUAUGAAAAGAGAAGUACUUACUGAAGCAUUUAUAGAAACAGUACCCGAAACAAGCAUAAUCACAAAUCCAGUAGUUCUUAGCGAGGUUGAUUUGAAAACUUGCACUGUUACUACAUGUGACUUUAGCUCUGAUUUUAUACUAAAAGCAACCAAAGACGGGUUGUUGACGGCCGUAGUUGGCUAUUUUGAUACAUUUUUUGAUUUACCAACUAGUGUUCAAUUUUCUACUGGACCACAAGCUCCUAAGACACACUGGCAGCAGACUGUUUUUUAUCUGCGGGAGCCUAUUGAAAUGAAAACUGGUGAAGAAAUCAAGGGAUGCUUAACAUGUUCAAGACUACGAAAGAAUCUAAGAGGUUUAGCAGUGACUGUGACUAUAGGCUACAAUAAAUAUUACUACACUUUAGACUAACGAAAUGUAUUCGUUUUUUACAUUUUAUUUUUAAAUUAAAUUAAAAAAAAUGCAUAAUAAAAAACCUGUACCUACAGUACCUAAAAUAUAAUUUAAAUUGUCGUAUUUACAUUAAA